Molecule: messenger RNA, 750 nt
Organism: Rotaria sp. Silwood1
Lineage: Eukaryota; Metazoa; Rotifera; Eurotatoria; Philodinida; Philodinidae
Source: the annotation of a GenBank genome assembly
AUGAAAACUGUUGUUAUUACUGGAGCUAACCGAGGUAUUGGCUAUGGAUUGGUUAGACAAUUUUUAGCAUCUAAAGCCGAUUGUAUCUUUGCUACGUAUCGUCAAGUCGAUCGAUCUAAAGAAUUAUUUGCGUUAGCUAAAGAACAUUCAACAACAAUUAUACCAAUUCAACUUGACAUCAUCGAUGAUACAAGUGUUCGAAAAGCAGUUGAUAAAGUACAAGAAACAUUAAAUGGAAAAGAUCUGAAUUGUUUAAUUAAUAAUGCAGGCAUAGCAACAAAACUAAACUUUUUUUGUAUUAAUGAAAAAGAUAUGAUGGAAACAUAUCGACAAAAUGUUAUUGGACCAUGGAAAGUUACUAAAGCAUUUUUACCACUUCUUGAAAAAUCUGCAUCACAACUUAAACAACGUGAUAUUAAACAAUCAUCCGUAGUUAAUAUUUCUUCAAUAAUGUCUUCCCUUCAAUUGGCAAAAGAUCUACCUAAUAAGUAUUAUGAUUAUCAAUGUAGUAAAGCAGCAUUAAAUAUGUUAACAAUAUGUAUGGGUAAAGAUUUUGAAAAGAAAAAAAUCUUUUUUUCUCUUCUUCAUCCUGGUUGGGUUAAAACAGAAAUGGGCACAGAUAAAGCUCCAUUAACAACCGAUGCUGCUGCUAAAAAUAUUUUAGAAUGUCUACAAGCAAUGACAAAUGAAUAUUAUUGUAAAUUAAUCGAUACACGUGACGGAAAAAAAUUAACUGUUAUCCCUUUUUAA